CAAUUUCUUUGUUGGCUUUCUCAUCCAUUUACGAGCUGUAUGUACAGGCCAAAAGAGGCCUCGAGGCUGUAUCACGGGGCAGUCACACCGCAGCGAACACCCCCCCUCACAAAACUCCUGGAGGCUGGAAAACCACCGAGAUACUUGAAAGCUUCACGAAGUCACUAAAGACGCGGUGCACAGUAACGUGUCCUGUUCAAGGCUAGACGAACACGAACAUCUAGCUACUGCACAGGACUUCCAUCACACGUCUUCCCAGCGAUGACGAUGCUAUCUUGACUGCACCCAUCCGACUGUCAUGCAAUAUCCCCUUUACCAGCGCCCCCGGGAGUCCUUGUUUACUCCGCUCAAUAAUGCUCGCACUACACCACACAUAUCAGCAUCUACUCCACUCCACUGCACCCAAAGCAGCAAGCAAAACCCAAAAACUCACCUCAUCAUCCAUAUGCUUGUAGCACUCCGUCUGGUAGCACAACUCGGCAUGGUUCUCGCAAAUGUACUUGCAGUUCCAGCAGCGGCUGCGCUCGUCCUCGUUCCGGUCGUGCACGAUCUGCGACCUGUCGCAGUGCGGGUUCGGGUCGUCCUUGCACGGGUCCGACUCGCCGCGCACGGGGAGCGAGGCGCGGGCUUGGAUUGCAGUGGCCUUGAGGGUCACGGUGGGGCUGGCAGGAUUAGAUGAUGUGGUUAUUUUGCUAGAGGGCGGAGGAAGGGGGGUUGUAGGGUGGGAGAGUGAUGGGAUGAGAUCGGACGGGUUCGUGUGCGUGUGCGUGAGAGGGGAAGGACGUACAGUGUGAUGGUGGUUGUCCGGGUGUGGCCCGGACGGGCGAGCAUAGCGGCGACGAGAGCAGUGAGGAUGGUGAUGGUCUUCAUGGUGGGUGAUGUGGAGUUGAAGUUGGAGUUGGAGGUUAUGGGAUGCUAACGUGGAAGUGGAAUUGGGAGGUAUGUUGGGAAAGAAGACGGUGCGGCGAGGGCUGGGCUUUUAUUUUCUUCAGGUGUGCGUGCGAACUCAGACUUCGGGGCGUUAAAGGGUGAUGUGAAGUCGUUCCAUGGCUUUCGGAUACUGGCUACGUACUCUUCGAGCCUUGGGUGAGCGAAUACAGCAUAGCGGCUAAGGCAC
This is a messenger RNA of Trematosphaeria pertusa, 1117 nucleotides long. RefSeq lists its product as uncharacterized. The record is from RefSeq and is a predicted model, not a curated record. The transcript has a single exon. NCBI's taxonomy places the organism in Eukaryota, Fungi, Ascomycota, Dothideomycetes, Pleosporales, Trematosphaeriaceae. The annotation marks the transcript as partial.